UCUCUCUCUCUCUCUCACGGUCUCUGUUCUCAACUCCUUUCGGAUAGAUAAGCCCCAAACCCGAAGGCCUGCCCGCUGGCGUUGAUUUCUCUUUCCUUUUCAUCCGCCGCCAUGGCGAGUCUGGCUCUGCCCAUUCUCACCUCUCUGCUUAAACCCCAUAAAACCCACCUCUCCUUCCUAUUCUCGGCAAGCCCCAACGCCGUUUUUAUUCGCCAACGCCAUUUCAAGACGCCCGUGGUCUCUGCAAUCACCACCUCUGCGAAUACUCGACACUCGGACCCAGAAGAGGCCGCCAAGAAGGCCUCGUCGGUGCCCACCUUCCAACAAGCCAUUCAGCGCCUCCAGGAAUAUUGGGCUUCUGUAGGAUGUGCUGUAAUGCAGUGCAGCAACACUGAGGUUGGAGCAGGGACUAUGAAUCCUCUAACUUUCUUAAGGGUACUUGGUCCAGAACCAUGGAAUGUCGCGUAUGUGGAGCCUAGUAUCAGGCCAGAUGACAGUCGCUAUGGUGAAAACCCAAAUAGACUGCAGCGCCACACUCAAUUUCAGGUCAUAUUGAAGCCCGAUCCUGGAAAUUCACAAGACUUGUUUAUCCGUAGCCUAUCUGCCCUAGGUAUCAAUGUGAAUGAACAUGAUAUACGUUUUGUGGAGGACAACUGGGAAAGCCCGGUACUCGGUGCUUGGGGUUUGGGCUGGGAAAUUUGGAUGGAUGGGAUGGAAAUCACACAAUUCACCUACUUUCAACAGGCUGGAAGUCUGCAAUUGGUGCCCGUAUCUGUUGAGAUAACUUAUGGGCUUGAACGCAUCCUCAUGUUGCUUCAGGGAGUUGACCAUUUCAAGAAAAUUCACUAUGCAGAUGGAAUUACAUACGGAGAGCUGUUUCUAGAGAAUGAGAUGGAAAUGAGCAGAUAUUACCUAGAGCAUGCCAGUGUUGCAUGUAUUCAAAAACACUUUGAUCUUUUUGAGGAAGAGGCUCGCUCUUUGCUUGAUUUAGGCUUAGCAAUACCUGCGUAUGAUCAGCUUUUAAAGACAUCUCAUGCUUUUAACAUUUUAGACUCUAGAGGUUUUGUUGGGGUGACAGAAAGGGCUCGUUAUUUUGGUCGGAUGCGUAGUUUGGCUCGUCAAUGUGCACAACUUUGGUUAAAGACAAGGGAGUCUCUUGUGCAUCCAUUGGGUGUUAUUUCUGAAGCUGAUAAUCUUGUUUGUCCUGAGGAAGUUUUGGAGGCAGCAGCUAGAAAGGUCCCUGAGGAACCAAGGAUGUUCAUGCUUGAAGUUGGGACAGAAGAGUUACCACCUACUGAUGUAGUUAACGCAAGCCAACAACUUAAGGAACUAAUUGUGCAAUUACUGGAGAAACAAAGGUUGACCCAUGGAGAAGUGCUAGCAUUUGGCACACCUCGCAGACUGGUGGUUCAAGUUGAGAGCCUAUGCUCCAGGCAAGUGGAAAAUGAGGUUGAAAUCCGGGGACCUCCAGUUUCUAAAGCAUUUGAUAAGCAAGGAAAUCCUACCAAGGCUGCUGAGGGUUUCUGCCGUAGAUACCACAUAUCACUGGAUUCCUUGUACAUAAAGGUUGAAGGGAAAACGGAAUAUGUUUAUGCUCGUGUGGUGGAGUCUACAAGACUGGCUUUGGAGGUUUUAUCUGAAGAUUUGCCUUCUAUGAUUGCUAGAAUAUCUUUCCCUAAGUCAAUGCGCUGGAACUCUCAGGUCAUGUUUAGCAGGCCAAUUCGUUGGAUUUUGGCCCUCCAUGGAGAUGUAGUUAUUCCAUUUACAUUUGCUGGUGUAUUAAGUGGAAACCUAUCCUAUGGCCUCCGGAAUACUCCAUCUGCUACUGUGAGGGUUGAAAGUGCAGAAUCAUAUUCCAACAUAAUGCAGCAUGCUGGAAUUUCUGUUGCAAUUGAGCAACGCAAGAGAACAAUUUUGGAACGCUCAAAUAAUUUAGCAAAAGGUGUUAAUGGAUGUAUUGUUGUGCAGACUGCCUUACUUGAUGAGGUUGCAAAUCUUGUUGAGGCACCUGUUCCAAUACUGGGGAGGUUUCACGAGUCAUUCUUAGAGCUUCCAAAAGAUCUACUGAUAAUGGUUAUGCAAAAGCACCAGAAGUAUUUUGCCAUAACUGAUGAGGAUGGAAAACUUUUGGCAUACUUCAUUGCUGUGGCAAAUGGAGCAAUCAAUGAGAUGGUAGUAAGGAAAGGAAAUGAAGCUGUGCUCAGGGCUCGGUAUGAAGAUGCCAAGUUUUUCUACGAGAUGGACACACGCAAAAAGUUUUCAGAAUUCCGAGAUCAACUUAAUGGGAUUCUUUUUCAUGAGAAGCUAGGAACCAUGUUGGACAAGAUGAAACGUGUUCAAAGUACAGUUUCCCAAAUUGGCUUAGCUCUAGGGUUUGGGGAAGAUAAGCUCAAAAUUGUUGAGGUUGCUGCAUCACUGGCGAUGUCAGAUCUUGCUACUGCUGUUGUUACUGAAUUUACUUCCCUCUUGGGGAUAAUGGCACGGCAUUAUGCCCUUAGAGAUGGAUACUCAGAGCAGAUUGCAGAUGCAUUGUUUGAAAUCACGCUCCCAAGAUAUUCUGGAGAUAUGCUUCCAAAAACUGAUGCAGGGACUGUAUUGGCAAUUGCCGACAGGUUAGAUAGCCUUGUUGGCUUGUUUGGAGCCGGUUGUCAGCCAAGCUCCACUAAUGACCCAUUUGGCUUGCGGAGAAUCUCUUAUGGUCUAGUUCAAGUAUUGGUGGAAAACAACAGAAAUUUGGAUCUAAGAAAUGCUUUGGAACUAGCUGCUGAAGUCCAACCUUUAAAGAUAGAUGCUGGAACAAUUGAUGAUGUGCAUCAUUUUGUGACUCGGAGGCUUGAGCAAUUUCUGGUUGACAAGGGAAUAAGUCCUGAAGUUGUUCGUUCUAUCCUCAUUGAGCGUGGGAACUGUCCUUCCCUGGCAGCGACAUCUGCAUAUAAAAUGGAAGCACUGUCAAGGGGUAAACUUCUGGCAAAGGUUGUUGAAGCAUAUUCUCGUCCGACAAGGAUAGUUCGCGGAAAGGAUGUCAGUGCUGAUAUGAAGGUGGAUGAGGCUGCAUUUGAAACAGAUGAAGAGAGAGCUCUUUGGAGAACUUUCUUGUCAUUAAGCAGUGAAAUUCAUCCUGGUGUUGAGGUUGAGGAUUUUGUAGAAAAAUCUAUUCAACUAUUGCAUCCGCUGGAGGAUUUUUUUAAUAAUGUUUUUGUGAUGGUGGAAGACGAAAAAAUCAGAAAGAAUCGACUUUCUAUGCUCAGGAAAAUUGCAGACCUUCCUAAAGGGAUCGCAGACCUCUCAGUUUUGCCUGGAUUUUGAACCUUGUCCUCCUUGUAUUCAUUUGUAGCAACUUUGUCACCAUUUUAGAGAAAGUUGGGAACAAGGAAAAGAGAAGGGGGGCAUGUCUUUAAUUCUUUCGCCACAUUCAUACAAGAGAGGCCCAUUUUCUUGUUCCCCCCCGGGGGGGGGGGGGGGGGGGGGGGGGGUGAUCAGGUUCCCUGACCUAUUUUUUGAGCAACCUGCCUUUUUGAGACAGAGGGUAUUUCAGCAAGUUCUGUAAAGCAGCUGAGGAAUUUAGCUCUCAAAAUUGGGUAAAAUUUCACCCUAGCCUCCAACUAUUUGGACUAUUUUUGCCGAUACUCCAUCCAUGUAAUUUAUUUUUAGUAUUAAGGGAUUCCUAUGGCUUGUUUACUAUUCAAAACAAUCGUUUUUGUUAAGUUUACUUAUCCUGUAAAAUAUGUUUCAAAACAUAAACGAUAUAAUAUUUACAGUAAAUUAUAAAAAUAGUCUGAAUUACAUUA
Diospyros lotus (date-plum) is the source of this 3788-nucleotide messenger RNA. RefSeq names its product glycine--tRNA ligase, chloroplastic/mitochondrial 2. The transcript is spliced from 37 exons. The record is from RefSeq and is a predicted model, not a curated record. Gene Ontology annotation, cellular component: mitochondrion; chloroplast stroma; cytoplasm. Gene Ontology annotation, molecular function: ATP binding; arginine-tRNA ligase activity; glycine-tRNA ligase activity. Gene Ontology annotation, biological process: glycyl-tRNA aminoacylation; arginyl-tRNA aminoacylation. Bases 112 to 3306 code for a protein of 1064 amino acids. Lineage: Eukaryota; Viridiplantae; Streptophyta; Magnoliopsida; Ericales; Ebenaceae.